Clupea harengus (Atlantic herring) is the source of this 1176-nucleotide messenger RNA. RefSeq lists its product as uncharacterized. Lineage: Eukaryota; Metazoa; Chordata; Actinopteri; Clupeiformes; Clupeidae. Gene Ontology annotation, molecular function: microtubule binding. The record is from RefSeq and is a predicted model, not a curated record. Gene Ontology annotation, cellular component: cytoplasmic microtubule; microtubule cytoskeleton.
AUGUAAUUCUGUUGGUUAACCUUUUUGACUUCCUUAGAAAAAUAGCAGUAUGGCGCUGAGCACCGCCAUGAUCAGGGCCAGUCCCACCACCCCUCAGGAAGAUCGAGUGAAAUUGAGAGAGGAGGACUGUGCGGGCGCUUUUUUUCAAGACUAUUCUGGAAACUUUCUUGAGCCGUCCAUGAGCCCAGAGGUUAAUCAUCCCACUCCGUUCAAAGCUGAUCAUCCUAGUUCCGAUGUUAUGUUGCUGUUGGACCGCCCGCGAUCAUCAACAUCAUCUGCUCCUCUUUCGAGAGGCGCUCACUUCAGUGCGCACUCCGCCCAACAACACUGCCUGGAUGGAGAGGCACCCCCACAUCUGCCCAGUCAUUUAGGCGGGUGGCAUGGAGGAGGUCUCAAUCCUCUGUAUCUCAAUCCUGCUCAAAUUCAGAACCCACACCGGUGUUUCAGAAAACCUUACAGCCAGCAAGGAAUUACACAAUGGGUGCCCCCAGCCCCUAUCACUGAUAUUGGAGGCUCAGUGGUUGUGCCCGAUGAACGUCUUAAAUUCCCCGGUCCUUGCUGUGUGGGCAUUGCCUCCCAGAUACCCCUGAGUAUAUUCAACCCCACGGAUCGUUGGCAGCAGGGCGGCAUCUCCACUGCCAGUCAGUCUAUUGACGGCCAGCAGGUACUGCUGAUGGAUCUCCCAGCUCCUGAGCUAGCCCCUGACGAGAAGCCCCUCAUUGAUCUGUCCAACACCCCAGACAUCAUCAGAACGACCUCUAUGAAGCCCCGCGGAGGACAGUUAAUUGACCUCAGCUCACCGCUCAUAAAAUGGAGUCCAGAGGACAAGAAAGAAAAUGUUGUGAAGGAGGGUCGGCUCAUAGACUUGUCCUUCUAACUGGGGUGUGUAAUAUCACCAGCGCUUAUUUGAUCAAGAAAUCCUGGAAAAAAAAUACAGUAAUAUAAUGCAGAAGCUUUCACUUUGUAACCAUGAUGUGGUUCACUUUUGUUUUUAACUUAUGCAGAUUACUGUACUGUCAGUGCAAUAUUUUAAUGUGAACAAUUUCCAACGUUAUUGCAGGUACAGCCUUUUGAUUUAUUUGUAUCUGUUUCUUUGUAUAUGUCUGUGUGCUGGUUGUCUUGAUUUUCUCUGAAUGUACAAAUAAAUGUUAAGAAAUCGGUAAAAGGUUCUUUUCU